This is a messenger RNA of Pichia membranifaciens NRRL Y-2026, 1686 nucleotides long. RefSeq lists its product as hypothetical. Gene Ontology annotation, biological process: transmembrane transport; nucleobase transport. Gene Ontology annotation, cellular component: plasma membrane. NCBI's taxonomy places the organism in Eukaryota, Fungi, Ascomycota, Pichiomycetes, Pichiales, Pichiaceae. The coding region runs from base 1 to 1686 and encodes 561 amino acids. Gene Ontology annotation, molecular function: nucleobase transmembrane transporter activity. The record is from RefSeq and is a predicted model, not a curated record. The transcript has a single exon.
AUGAAAAAUUACUUCCAAAAACUAAAGCUUACGUCUACCAAUUCGAAAGGUCACGCAUGGUAUAAUGCUGAUCUUUUACCUACCCCACCUGAAAAGCGAACGUGGAAUGUUUAUAACUUUUUGUUCUUUUAUUUCACUACUUCAUUGACGCCAUCGUCAUAUACUUUGGGUGCAACAUUAGUGAAAAUGGGUUUACUUUGGUGGCAUGGUCUCAUUUGUGCUGCAGUCGGUAGUUUUUUUUUAUCAAUCAUCUUGGUCAUCAAUUCUAGAGCAUCCUCAGAAUAUCAUCUAGGGUUUCCGGUGAUUGUGAGAGCACCAGCAGGAAUGUACGGCUCAUACUUUUUUAUCUUUGUUAGAGUUUCUGUGGCAUCAAUAUAUUUUGCUGUUCAAACUUUUUUUGCAGGGAACCUAAUGGAUGUUAUGUUGAAAGCAAUAUUUGGCCACAAGUGGGCUAACAUUGGGAACACAGUACCGAAAUCUGCAGAAGUAACAUCCUCCAAGCUACUUGCAUUUUUUAUUGUUUGGAUAAUUCAGCUGCCGUUGAUUUUCAUGCAUCCAACUAUUCAAAGACAUCUCUACACGGUCAAGGCAAUCACCACCACAACAACUUUAUUUGCUGUUUUUGGGUAUUGUGUUAGAAAGGCUGGUGGGCUUGGAACACCAGAAACUCUAGCAGCAGGCAGAGUUUACGGCUCAGAGCUUGGAUGGGGUAUCGUUUAUGGUAUAAACUCAAUAAUGGGUGCCCUUUGUCCAAUUCUUAUCAAUGCUGGUGAUGUUGUUAGAUAUGCCAGAAAAACAAGCGAUGCAGCAUGGGUGCAAUCUUUUGCAAUUUUGUUCUCAAAAGUUUUGAUUACAUUCUUGGGUUGCGGAACAACAUCUGCCGCAAGGGUUUUUUUGGGCAAAACAUUUUGGAACCCUUGGGAUUUGUAUGAUGCACUGUUAGAUUACCACUGGACUGCAGGCAUGCGCACUGCAAUGGUAUUUGCUAGUUUCGGUAUGAUCCUCGCCUUGGUGAUUGUCAAUAUUGGUACCAACUGCUUACCUGUGGGAGCUGACACAACUGGUAUGUUUCCAACAUACAUGACAAUUGUGAGAGGCCAAUUUCUCUGCUGGCUUGUGUGUCCGUUGUUUUUCCCCUGGAAGAUGAUUUCAAGUGGUGCAAGAUUUAUUGCUUUUCUUGGAAGUUACUCCAUUAUGCUUUGUCCUAUUGCUGCAGUAAUGAUUUACGAUUAUUACUUUGUUAGAAAGGGAAAUUUCCACACACUCUCUUUUUACUGCCCAAAUAAAGGUUCUAUGUUUUGGUAUGGAAAUAAGUUUGGAGUGAACCCAAGAGCAAUAGUUGCUUGGAUCUUUGGGGUUGGCGCAACCAUUGCUGGUGUUGCAAAUAGUAUUCACCCCGGCUCUGUUUCAGUUGGUGUCUCUCACGUUUAUCAGUUGGGCUUUCUACUUUCAUUCUCAAUUGCUUUUAUCAUAUACGCCAUAAUGAACUAUUUUUUUCCUGUGACUCUUUGUUUUCCUGAAGGCUACGAUAAAGAAACAGUCAACUUUGAGGAAUUUGCUCCUACAGAUGGAUUUUUAGAUGGAGAAAAAUGUCAAGAUAUCCUGGAAGAGGAGGUUAGUGUUAUUGAGGACAAAAAGUCUAGUAUUUCUGAGACAAUAGAAAUUUCACCUGACCUCAAAAUUUAA